Molecule: messenger RNA, 1467 nt
Organism: Calidris pugnax (ruff)
Lineage: Eukaryota; Metazoa; Chordata; Aves; Charadriiformes; Scolopacidae
Product: butyrophilin subfamily 3 member A2-like
Exons: 10
Coding region: 1-1467 (488 amino acids)
Source: RefSeq, a predicted model, not a curated record
AUGCAUAAGCUCCGACCACAGGUGGGGUUCCCCACGAGCCCAUGGGGCCUCCUCAGACAUUUCCUGACUCUCCACCUCCUCCGGCUGGGAUCAGCGGAAUUCAGAGUGGUAGGACCAGGCCAACCUCUCCUUGCCACCGUGGGACAGGACGUCGUGCUGCCGUGUCACUUGUUCCCAGGCAUGGACGCUCGGAGCUUGGAGAUCAGGUGGAUCCGGCACCAGGUCUCUGAAACAGUGCACCUCUACCGAAACGGAGCAGACCAGCACUGGGAUCAGAUGGAGGAAUACGCUGGAAGGACAGAGUUGGCCAGAGAUGGUCUGUCCAGUGGGAGCCUGGACUUGCGGAUCUCUGGGUUGAGACCCUCUGAUGAUGGCCAGUACGUCUGCACUGUGCAAGAUGCUGCCUCUUAUGGAGAAGCUGUAGUGGAACUGAAGGUGGCAGCCAUGGGCUCUGUCCCUCUCCUCUCUCUGGAGGCGUACGAGGAUGGAGGCAUCCGGGUGGUGUGUCGAUCGGCCGGCUGGUACCCGUCACCACAGGUGCUGUGGAAGGAUGCCGGUGGGCAGCAUCUCCCCUCGGUCUCCCAGGGACGUUCCCCAGACGCAAGAGGCCUCUUUGAGAUCCAAGAUGUCAUCGUUGUGAGCGGGAAGGGAGAUGUGAACGUGUCAUGCGUGGUGAGGAACAGUCGUCUGGUGCGGGAGCAGGUGUCGUCCCUGCACAUCUCAGCUCCCUUUUUCCACAAUACCCUUCCCUGGAUGGCAGCUCUGGGUGUGCUCCUCCUGCUUAUAGUGAUGCUUUUUGGCGUCAUUGCUUAUCUCUUCCAAAGGAAAGCCAAGAGGGAGCACGGCCAGGACAAGACGGCCAACGGGAUAUUCCACCCCACAGAUGUCCUGCUUGGAAUAGAAAUGGGUGCUCCUGGUGGCCUGGGACCCUCCCUCGCUGCUGGGGACAGGCUGGGCAAUCAGUCCUCAGGGAAGAAGAACUCUCUGGUGGCCCCAGAUCUAAUGCCAGGAGGGCAGGGACCAGCUGUGGCGUUGACCACCAUCUAUGCUGAGCCAGUUAGGCCACCACGUUCGGGCCCCGGAGGCCACAGGACAGGUCCUGGUCCUCGAUGGUACUGGGUGCUGCUGGGAGCUGGAUGGGUCGGGACGGGGUUCCUGGCAGGGGUCGUGGUGUGGCUGCUGCAGCGAUGUGGCCCCAGGGCUUGCCAGCUCUGUCCCAUGGGCUGGCAGCCCUUUGCAACCAAGUGCUACUGGGUUUCCACCAAAACCAAAGCCUGGAAGAUGGCGGCAGAAAACUGUCAACACAAGGGAGCUCAACUGGUCAUACUGGAGAGCCUGGAGGAGAAGGCUUUCAUCGAGGGGAUGAUGGGAAACGCCUCCGUGGCCUGGACGGGACUGAGGAAACACCAGGGGAGAGAGACCGAGUGGACAUGGGAGGAUGGGUCCCCUUUACAGAAAGCCUUGUGA